This is a messenger RNA of Closterium sp. Naga37s-1, 639 nucleotides long. Lineage: Eukaryota; Viridiplantae; Streptophyta; Zygnematophyceae; Desmidiales; Closteriaceae. The record is from the annotation of a GenBank genome assembly.
AUGGCGUCGCGAAUCCCUGCUGCACUGGCGACACUGGCCGUGCUGCUCCUGUGCGUGUCGCUGCCUUUGAGCGCGGACGCGCACAACCACAAGCGCAAAUACAACGGGCGCGUCGUGACGCGCAACCUGGUGGGCGCCGUGUCCGCCGCUAAGAACUUCUCCACGUUCCUCAACGUGCUGCGCCUCACCGGCCUGGACAAGGAGCUGCCGGAUCUGUUUGAUCACUACGACGCCACCAUCUUCGCACCCACGGACGCUGCGUUCGCCGCCGUGCCCAAGGCCACGCUAAGCGCGCUGCUCAAGAACGUGCCGCUGCUGCGCGAGAUCGUGCUGCUGCACAUCGUCAAGGGCAAGAAGCUGGCUGCUAAGAUUGUGUCGCAGGGCAGGGGCCACGAGUAUGAGACAGCGGCGGGCAUGGGCGAGGCGGAGCUGGUGAAGGUAUCAGCGCGUGGCUCGGGCAGGGUGCAAGUGCGGCCCGAGGAUGGUGGUGCCACCGUGAGUGUGCACACACCCAACGCCGUGGUGCUGCGUACUGUUGUGGUGCACAGCGUGGCAUCGGUGAUCGUGCCCAAGAGCCCCAAGAAGGCCCGCAAGCAGCUCACGCUCAAGCAGUGCUUUGAUGCCGCAGAGUUUGACUAG